Molecule: messenger RNA, 1334 nt
Organism: Schistocerca americana (American grasshopper)
Lineage: Eukaryota; Metazoa; Arthropoda; Insecta; Orthoptera; Acrididae
Product: 3'-5' ssDNA/RNA exonuclease TatD
Exons: 6
Coding region: 88-1032 (314 amino acids)
Cellular component (GO): cytosol
Molecular function (GO): single-stranded DNA 3'-5' DNA exonuclease activity
Source: RefSeq, a predicted model, not a curated record
GCAUGAGUCAUGUAGUGUAGAUAGUAGAACAAUUGAGGGUGUUGCUGUGGGCAGGUUUACGGUUUGUAAUCCGUUCCACAUCGUAUAAUGGCUACACAUUCUGGUAAUGCUACUGAAGGCAAAAAUGACAGCGAGAAACCUGUGACUUCUCCGCUCCAAGAGUGCUACGAAAAUUACAUUCUUAUUGAUAUUGGUGCGAACUUAACCAAUAAAAAGUAUGGCAGGGAUUUGGAUUCCGUUGUACAGAGAGCUAAAGACGCCGGUGUUCAAAAAAUAAUAGUUACAGGCACGUCACUGCGUUCAAGUAAGGAAGCCCUUCGCCUUACAAGAAUAUUUCCUGGCACACUGUAUUCAACAGCAGGCAUACAUCCACAUGAUGCAAAGUCUUGGACAGAGGGCUAUUUAGAUGAUUUAAGGGAUAUUGCAUCAAAUCCAGAAUGUGUAGCUAUUGGAGAAUGUGGAUUAGAUUACAACCGUGAUUUUUCUACACCGGAUAUGCAGAGAGAGGUGUUGGAGAAACAGGUUGCACUGGCAUGUGAAUUGCGUAAACCCCUGUUACUGCAUGAAAGGGAUGCUCAUAAAGAUUUAAUCAAAAUAUUGGAAAAGUAUAAGGAAAACCUGCCUUCUGUUGUUAUACACUGUUUUUCUGGAACUUUCGAAGAAGCAGAAAGCUAUAUCAAAAUGGGAAUAUACCUGGGAAUAACAGGUUAUUUAUGCAAGGACAAAUCUGACAAUGGAGUUAGAAAGCUUUUAGAAUCUGGUGUCAUCCCACUGGAACAGUUGAUGGUGGAAACUGACUCUCCAUUCAUGUAUCCCAACACUCGCGCAUCUAAGUUGCCCCCACAUGUUAAAGAGGCUCUAACAGAAAGGUCUCUCACAUUUUUGCAGCGGUACUGUACCUUUCAGAGAAAUGAACCAUGUUCACUUCCUGCAAUUGUCGAAAUGGUUGGGGCGUUUAUGAGAAAAGGACCUGAAGAAGUUGCUCUAGCAACUGCAUUUAAUGCUCUGAAAGUAUUUGGCCUUUCACAUUAAAGCUGUUCUUCCUUGCAGAGUGUAAUCUCUGUUAUACUUUUGACUGUGCCAGUUGUUAAAAGGUUACUGAUAAUAUUUUGUACCACCAUGACAAUAUGACAAUAUGUUGUUGACUGACAAGUCAUUAAGUAUGUUGUAAACACUGUUUACCAUAUUGUGUCCUACCUGCAAUACUCGUAUAGAUAAGAGAAUUUAUAUAUGUUGAUGUUGUUGUUGUUUAUGAUAUGAUAUGUACAUAUUUAUAUAUGUAUUUAUACUUUCUCUACAUAUCUUAUUAAAAGAAAAUUAUUUUGUUACAUGUA